GCAGCUCGCCUCAUUCCGCUGCUUUGUCAGCAUCCAUUCUGUGAGAACCUAUUCCGGAGAGUCGCCGGCUACAUAACACACAAAUUGGAGAGGAAGAAAGGAGAAAAUCCACUGAUGAAGGAUCUUGUGGAAAAUAACGCAUAAUCAGGACACACUGGCAAUCCCUGUCACCUCUUAUAGCAUUGGCGGAGGUGUGUGAAAGUUUUCAUCCUGGGGGGGAUACCCUCCCCUUGAUGUGAGGAUGAGCAGCAGAUGCUGAAUUUCACUCCGAAGGCAGGAGCGCUGUGAGGACCGGCUGGUGGAUUCACUUGCAUUGGAGCUAGUUGCCCACACCAGAAAAGAUCCUACACUGGCUUUUUUUCUUCCCUUUUGCCUUUUCUGUUUUCCUCUCUCUUUCUCAGUCUCUUACAAGAAACAUCUUUCAGUAGAACACGUUACAUUAUUUUACCUUGGCAAGGUGGAGUAUCAGGGGGAACCACUGCAAAAGAAAUCAUCCUGAACCAGGAAAGUCAAAGGAAAUGGAUUAUGAACAAAUGUGGUAAAGGACGUUCAGUUCACAGAAAUUCAGCUGGAGUCAGAAACAGCUCUGAUUUGGUUUCUGGGUCUGAGAGACUUGGAUGAUUUUUUUUUUUGCAUUUCAUUUUCCCGUUUGGUGUGGAGCAGCUUAUUUUCUGACAUCUUGUGGUCUGUAACGGUUUGGAAGGAAUUUCAAGACUGAAUCUGCACAGAGACCUAUCAGCAUGAAGCAGACAUGUUCUUCAGCUCUGCCCCAGUAUUACCCUGGAGUAAGUGACCUGUGAAUAGAGCCACACUGAGGAUUUUUGAAAGAACUUCCUUCCUUCUGUAACACCGAACAGACAUCCAACGCCCUGAUAAAAGACUGAGAGUGGGGAAAACAACAGCACAAGAAGCGGGAGAGGAAAAGGCCAUGGCUGAGAGGAUGAUUACUUCUGAAAGUGAACCGUGACAGAAUGGUGGACUGUAUGAGCAAAGUCAUGCUGCACACGGCCGUCUCAUGCUGGCAGCCAUUCCUGGGAUUGGUCUUUGUGGCUGUCUUCGUAGGUUCCAGCUUGGGAUGCCCCUCACGCUGCGAGUGCUCAGCGCAGACCAAGGCGGUUGUCUGCCACCGCAAGCGCAUGCCCAGCAUCCCAGAUGGCAUCCCAACUGAGACCAGGAUCCUGGACCUGAGUAAGAACAAGCUGACAAUGAUCAACCCUGAUGACUUUGCUCCUUUUCCUGGGCUUGAGGAACUUGAUCUCAGUGGAAAUAUUAUCAGCUAUGUUGAGCCUGGAGCUUUUAACGCUCUGUUUAACAUGCACUCACUCAGUCUUAAGAGCAACCGUAUCAAGCUCAUUCCUCUGGGGGUCUUCACAGCCCUAACAAAUCUCACCCAACUGGAUAUAAGUGACAACAAAAUCGUAAUUCUCCUGGAUUAUAUGUUCCAGGACUUGCAUAAUCUAAAGGUUUUGGAAGUGGGCGACAAUGAUCUGGUUUAUAUUUCUCACCGUUCUUUCAGUGGACUCAUAAGCCUGGAGACACUAACCUUAGAAAGAUGCAACCUUACAGUUGUACCCACCGAGGCCCUUUCCCACCUGCACAACCUGGUCAGUCUUCAUCUACGUUACCUCAGCAUUAGCACUUUGCAUCCGUACUCAUUCAAAAAGCUGUUCCGGCUGCGACAUUUAGAAAUUGAUAACUGGCAUUCACUGGACCAUGUGCCAGCCAAUACCCUGCAUGGCCUAAACUUGACCACGCUGUUUAUAACCAACACCAACUUGUCUUCAUUCCCCUACCAAGCUCUUAAGCAUCUGCCCUACCUGACACACCUCAACCUGUCUCACAAUCGCAUCAGGCAUAUUGAAGGCGGUAUGCUGAUGGAGCUGGUUCGGCUUCGAGAGUUGCAUCUUGCUGGAGCUCAACUGAGCACCAUAGAACCGUACGCUUUCCAAGGGGUUCGGGGUCUCAAAGUCCUCAAUGUCUCUCACAACCGACUGGAUACUCUGGAGAAGGGCGUGUUUCAGUCUUCUGAGACUCUGGAGGUUCUUCUAAUUGACAACAAUCCAUUAGUGUGUGAUUGUCGUCUCAUGUGGAUCCUACAGAAAAGGCACUCCAUCUUCUUUGGGGAUUCCCAGCCUGAAUGCAACACACCGGAAGGUAUUCGUGGACAGCCUUUUAAGGAGUUUAAGGAGACUCUUCUCUCUUAUUAUGUGACAUGCACCAAGCCAAAAAUUCGUGAGAAUAAAACACAAACAAUCACUGUGGAUGAGGGCCAACAGGCGAUGCUGCGCUGCAGUGCUGAUGGGACACCCAGGCCCAGCGUGUCCUGGAUGUCCCCACGUCGACGAACGCUGACAAACAAGAGCCAUGGAAGAGUGAUCGUGCACAACAAUGGCACACUGGAGAUAAAGUCGGCAGAGAUGCAAGACAGCGGAGUCUAUGUUUGCCACGCCUCCAACUCUGUAGGAAAUGACACCCUGAUGACGUCAUUGGCGGUGAAAAGCCUGGGAUCGCUCUAUGCUAACAGAACCCAGUACCACGUUGAUCCCAACAAUACCACUGCCAACGGGACAACCCAUGUAACCCUCGGUUUGGACCUUAAAACUAUUUUAGUGUCAACAGCUAUGGGAUGUUUCACGUUUUUGGGAGUGGUCUUGUUUUGCUUCCUGCUUCUUUUUGUGUGGAGCAGAGGAAAAGGAAAACAUAAAAACAACAUCGAUGUUGAGUAUGUCCCUCGGUCAAAGUCUAACGGCACAAAUGUUGACUCAGCAGAGGGUCAAGCUGGUCCUCGUCGUUUUAACAUGAAAAUGAUGUGAAUUAUUUUAUACAGACAGACAGUUCCAAGUCUGGAUUAUGAAAAUGCCCAAAGUACAAUGUGUCUUUUUUUCCCUUUCUUAUUUUUUUUCCUUUUGGAAACAGGACAACUGAAUUUCUCACAGCAGCAGGGAAAGUAAUCAUGAAAAUCUUUAGGGCAUCAUAAUACAAUGAGCAGUACCUUGAAUCACUGGAUCUUGACAUAAUGCUUGGAUUACGUGUUUCAAAUAUGAGAAACGGAGUAGAACUAUUACAUAAUUGCCAACUGGCAACUUCUCGGAUGAGGAGUGGAAACAGUUAUCGCUAUGAGGACCUGAAGGGAAAAGGUGUCCUGUAUCAUCUUUUUGAAGUUUAUAUGCCCAAAAAGAAGCCCUCGGUUUCAGGUUGACUCUUCAGACUCAGCUGGACUAUGUACAGUAAAAAUUUGUAUCUAAGCUAUUAACCUACUUUGUUUAGUCUUGCGCCAUGCUUAUUCACUGAAAAAAUAAGAAAAAAAAAAGAAAUGGACCAUUGUUUCUUUAGUUUCGUACUAUGUGUACCUAAUGCUUCAUUAUGUACAUGUAUGUACAUAAUUCAUUCAAGAGACACUAUUCAUAGCAAUAUUCAUGGGAUGCAUUAGCCAAAAUUGAUAUAACCCCAAAUGUUCAGCAAGGACCUUCUUCAGACUUUAAGUUUCCAUUGAAUCAGGAAGGGCUUCUAUGGAUGAUUAUCUGUCCCUUUUCUCCCAACGACACAUGGAUAUUGAUGAAAAUAUAGUAUUUACUCGUAAAAAAUAUAUGAAAAAAGAAUUUUACAAAAAUCAGUCUAUCAGCAUUGGUCAGGAUCAAACAUUAGUAUUGGUCAAAGCACCCACAUGAACCAUCCUUUUGUCCUUUUUUGUCCAUUUUUUUUCUUUAAGUGUAACUUCGCUGGUUGGCAAACUAACAUUUGCUUCAUUUUCCCAGUAGGAAAUUUGGACUUUGUUGUGGUAGUUCUUCAUUUUGUUGUUGAAUCAUUUAGAUUGUGAAAACUUCAAAAGUUUAAGAAAAAAAUGGAUGUGAAAUAAAUGAAGAUGUAUUUGUACCCAUGAGUCUGACUGAAUGUCUAAAAUGUAACAAAUCUUCUCCUUUUCAGCCCCGUUGAACGACAUAACUAUGUAUGAAUGUAUUGCUAA
This is a messenger RNA of Cololabis saira (Pacific saury), 3964 nucleotides long. It is a transcript of the gene lingo2, whose product is annotated as leucine rich repeat and Ig domain containing 2. Gene Ontology annotation, molecular function: protein binding. The record is from RefSeq and is a predicted model, not a curated record. NCBI's taxonomy places the organism in Eukaryota, Metazoa, Chordata, Actinopteri, Beloniformes, Belonidae. The coding region runs from base 972 to 2813 and encodes 613 amino acids. The transcript is spliced from 5 exons.